AUGGCCUCCGGCAUUCCGUACACGCCCAAACCUGCGACCGACAUCUUCACUCCUUACCAGACCGACAUUGACCGGCGGCAAUGCAAACGCAUCGUGCCAAUGAGGGUGUUGGCACUCGGCCUAGGAAGAACCGGCACAGCUUCGCUGCGUUCAGCUCUGCAGGAGCUGGGCUAUACCGACACAUACCACAUGAUGUGUGCCAGCGUGGAAAACCCUCCCGAUUGUCUCUGCUGGAUGGACGCCUUCGCCGCCAAGUACGAGGGGAAGGGAAAAUUUGGUCGCGAAGAAUGGGACGCUCUGCUCGGCCAUUGCCAGGCGGUGUGCGACUGGCCCGCUGUUGCCUUUGCGAAAGAAUUGAUUGAGGCGUAUCCGGAGGCCAAGAUCAUCGUCACCACGAGAGACGUGGAUUCAUGGCACAAGUCCGUGAUGAAGACAGUCAAUUGGCGCGCCAACGACCCGGAGCUCAAGGCUGUGGCCAACUUUGACUGGGCUGCCGGAUUGUACUACCCCAUGCUACGCCAGUUCUGGAAGUAUUUCUUCUACGACGAGUUCGAGAAUCAGGGCAAGCAACGGUAUCACGACUACUACCAGGAAAUCCGAGAGCUCGUGCCGCCCGGCCAGCUGCUGGAAUACCGAGUCAGCUCCGGCUGGAAACCGUUGUGCGACUUUCUCGGCGACCCGAUCCCUGACACACCAUUCCCAAGAUCCAACGAUGCGGACCACUUUGUCCAACGAUGCCGAACACAGAACCGCAAGCAAAUGAUGAAUGUCGUCUUCCGCGCCUUGGUAGUAGGGGUCCCCGUCGUCGCUACUGCGCUUUCUGCAACGUUCGCGUAUACCCACUACCUACCGAAAUUUGCACACAGGGCCGUCUGGCGAACAACAGCUUAG
Molecule: messenger RNA, 891 nt
Organism: Capronia epimyces CBS 606.96
Lineage: Eukaryota; Fungi; Ascomycota; Eurotiomycetes; Chaetothyriales; Herpotrichiellaceae
Exons: 1
Coding region: 1-891 (296 amino acids)
Source: RefSeq, a predicted model, not a curated record